GGAAAAGGACAAACAAUCCAUCUCCCCAAGUUCCCAAUCCUCGCGACAGCGAACUCCACUCGAAGGAUAGAUGCGAUUUGAUUCCGCACUACGGUUCCUCUCCCCACGCCCCGCCGAUUAAGUUAUGCCAUCGCCCAACCCGGCGCUACGGAGACAGGUUGUCAGCAUCUACAAAGAGCUCCUCAACCUCGGCAAGGACUACCCGUUGGGGUUCGACUACUUCCGGACGAGGCUGCACGGCGCCUUCAUGGCGAACGCCGGGCUGCGGGACGAGGAGGAGAUCCGGAAGGGGAUAGCGAGGGCCGAGUUUGUGCGAAAAGAGGUCGAGGCGCUGUACUAUUUGAAGAGAUACCGGACGCUGAGGAAGCGGUAUGAUGUGACAUGAAGCUUUUUAGCACAAGCUGGGAGGUCCAUGUGGUAGGUGGUAGAUGGCAGAUGGUUGAACUCGGAGCAUCGGGCUCAUUCCGAUGGGCGCAACAGAGCCCUGGUUUCAGUGGCAUGAUGAGAUCCAAAAUCUCCUGGACUCGGGAGUGACUCGGAAGUGGCGUACGGAGUCGGGUUGUCGUGAGGGGGGGUCCGGUUUCGAGGCUGGACAUGAGUAAGAUUGGGCAGCUGCUGCUGAGUGUAGAAUAUGUGUAGGAUAUCUGAGCAGGGAGUGAAGGCCAAUAAACACAUGGCUAUUGUCGAG
Messenger RNA from Phialemonium atrogriseum, 688 nucleotides. Its product is annotated as LYR family protein. Gene Ontology annotation, biological process: respiratory electron transport chain. The transcript is spliced from 4 exons. Lineage: Eukaryota; Fungi; Ascomycota; Sordariomycetes; Cephalothecales; Cephalothecaceae. Gene Ontology annotation, cellular component: mitochondrion. Bases 125 to 385 code for a protein of 86 amino acids. The record is from RefSeq and is a predicted model, not a curated record.